AUGUCGACCAAGCAUUUCUUUGCCGAACCCAGAGCCCUCGUGCCACUGGCUCUGCAAUCUUUCGUCCAGAGGCAUCCCAAUCUGGACUUAGAUCCUGUCAACAGAGUCGUCUUUUCAAAAUCCCAUCAGCCCUCCCAGAUUGCCAUCAUUUCUGGCGGGGGCAGUGGCCAUGAACCAGCCUGGUCCGGCUACGUUGGCGAUGGCAUGUUGGCCGCUGCCGUGUGCGGUGAUAUCUUCGCCAGCCCUUCCACAAAGCAAAUCAUGGCCGGUAUCCGAAGCGUCCCGUCAAAUGUGGGCAUCAUUCUCUGCAUAACAAACUACACAGGGGACAAGCUGCACUUUGGCCUGGCCCGCGAAAAGGGUCUCGCCCUCGGUCAUCGUGUCGACGUUGUCAACAUGUCGGAGGAUGCUGCCUUGGGCAAGGAAAAGGCCGGUCUUGUCGGUCGACGAGGCCUCGCUGGCAAUCUUCUAGUCCUGAAACUUAUUGGUGCUGCCAAUCACCAAGCCUGGUCUUUUGAUUCUGUCUUGAAACUGGGCAACUUGGGCAACUCCCACCUCGUCACCAUCGGCACAAGCCUUGAUCAUUGUCACGUUCCAGGGAGGUCUCACCACGAGGCCGUCCCCGCAAACGCCUGCGUGCUGGGCAUGGGUAUCCACAACGAGCCAGGACUUCAAACAAUCUCCCCUAUUCCUAGCGCUGAUUCCUUGGUCAAGCAGAUGUAUGCCCAUCUUCUCGACCCGUCCGAUCCAGACCGUGCCUUUGUCACCUUCAAUCCCAAGGAUGAAGUCGUCAUGCUCAUCAAUAAUUUCGGUGGCCUUUCCAACCUCGAAUUGGAGGCUCUCGCCAACAUUGCAGGGUUACAACUAGAGGCCGACUGGGAUCUGUUGCCGAUCCGCAUCUACGCCGGUACCUUUGAAUCCUCACUAAAUGGGCCUGGCUUUUCCAUCACCGUGGGAAACCUGACAGGUAUUGCACAAGCAAUGGAACUGACUGUGUCUGACAUUCUUCAAUUGCUCGACGCCCCGACUACCGCUCCCGCCUGGCCCAAGAACAGCUAUCUCUCUGCCAAGCCGUCCGAGGAAUGUGCACGUUUGCGGGAGAAAGCCAAAGCUGACGCGCAAGCUGCCGCCAGCCAAGACCAGGGCCCUCCUGUGACUGCUAAAAUCAUUCGAGCUCUAACAGAGGCCUGCAAGCGCGCCCGUGCUGCUGAACCAGACAUUACAAAAUAUGACAUUCUGAUGGGUGAUGGCGAUUGUGGUGAAGCUGUUGACAUGGUUUGCAAUUCCAUACUCACAAAGCUGCACUCGGACCUGUCCCCGAACUCGCCGCUAUUUUCCUUUCUUGAACAGGUGGGGGACUGUGUCGAGGACAUGGGGGGCUCACUGGGUGCAAUCUUGAGCAUCUUCCUCACCGCCUUCUCCAGUCAAUUGCGCCAAGCAUAUAGAAGCUCGUCUGACGUUUCCAUCACCACAGUCUCGAAAACCAUCGGCCCCGCUCUUGAUGUGCUGAAGCAGUACACCUCCGCUAGAGUGGGGGAUAGAACUGUGAUGGACGCCCUGAUCCCCUUCUGUGAGACCCUGCAACAGUCUGGAGAACUCGCCAAGUCGGUACAGGCUGCGCAACGUGGUGCUGACACGACCAAGGGUAUGCGUGCGAAAUUUGGCCGUGCUACCUACGUCGGCGAUGAAAAGCUUGAAUCCCAGUCAGACAUACCGCCUGACCCAGGGGCUUAUGCUGCCGCUGUCUUCCUGGGGGGCCUCUCUGCAGCUCUCUUGCAAUAG
Molecule: messenger RNA, 1782 nt
Organism: Pseudovirgaria hyperparasitica
Lineage: Eukaryota; Fungi; Ascomycota; Dothideomycetes; Acrospermales; Acrospermaceae
Product: dihydroxyacetone kinase
Exons: 4
Coding region: 1-1782 (593 amino acids)
Biological process (GO): glycerol catabolic process
Cellular component (GO): cytosol
Molecular function (GO): glycerone kinase activity; ATP binding
Source: RefSeq, a predicted model, not a curated record